This is a messenger RNA of Fulvia fulva, 519 nucleotides long. RefSeq names its product Peroxiredoxin Pen c 3. Gene Ontology annotation, biological process: cell redox homeostasis; cellular response to oxidative stress; hydrogen peroxide catabolic process. NCBI's taxonomy places the organism in Eukaryota, Fungi, Ascomycota, Dothideomycetes, Mycosphaerellales, Mycosphaerellaceae. The transcript is spliced from 4 exons. The record is from RefSeq and is a predicted model, not a curated record. Gene Ontology annotation, molecular function: thioredoxin peroxidase activity. Gene Ontology annotation, cellular component: cytoplasm; peroxisome; mitochondrion. The coding region runs from base 1 to 519 and encodes 172 amino acids.
AUGUCUGGACUCAAGGCCGGCGAGCAGUUCCCUGAGGGCGUCAAGUUCAAGUACAUCCCCUGGACCACGGCCGACACCAAGGUCUGCGGUUUCCCAGUCACCUACGAUGCCAGCAAGGAGUUUGCCAACAAGAAGGUCGUCCUCGUCUCCGUUCCAGGUGCCUUCACCCCAACCUGCUCCGCUAACCACGUCCCCCGCUACAUCGAACACAUCGCCGACCUCAAAAACAAAGGCGUCGACACCCUCCUCAUCAUCGCCCCCAACGACGCCUACGUCAUGUCCGGCUGGCAAAAAGUCAACACCAUCGACACCACCGACCCCUCCGCCAACACCUCCAUAAUCUUCGCCUCCGACCUCGAGACCAAGCUCGCAGCGCAAAUCGGCUGGACGGCCCCGGGAGACCGCAACGGGCGCUGGGCGGCGGUGAUUGAUCAUGGGAAGGUGACGUAUGCGGAGGUGGAGACGGAGCUGCAGGCUGUGAGUGUUAGUGGGGUUGAGGCGGUGUUGAAGGCACUCUAG